AUGGACGUUCUAAAAACUUUUUUAGAAUCUUGUAUUCAAGAAGUAUCAUUGAAUGAGAGAUGUGGAAGUAGUUUGAAAGCUAAAUCAUGGGAUAGAAUUAAAGAUGUCUUGGCGACUGCACAUAACUUUGUAGCUACACAAAAGAAGAUGAAGAACCAAUAUGAUUAUAUAAAAGAAAAAUAUCAAGCUUGGUUGCCACUAACUAAAAAGACCGGUAAUAUUUAUGAUCCAACAACCAACACCAUUCAAAUGUCCAAUAGUGAGUGGGAAGAAUAUAUAAAGGUAUUAAAGAGAUCACCACUAGCCUUUCCAGAACUUUGUACAACACUCUUUGAGAGUGCUACUGCAACAGGCGUUUAUGGUUGGAGUUCAAGUUGUACAAUUCCGCAACCUGGUGCCUCUUCUGCAUCUACUAAUAUAAAUCUGGAUAAUUUACAAGAUCUAGUUGAUGAAAAAAAUGAAGAAGCUUUUCAAGAUUUUCCAUCUCAAUCUUCAAUUCCAAUUGAAAAAAAGAAUUUGGGAAAGAAAAGGAAAAAAACAUCAUCCCGAUUGGAAAUUGAUGAGAAAAUAAGUACCGCAUUAGAAUUAUUAAUGUGGCAAUCCUGUCCUCUGUGGUGA
This is a messenger RNA of Capsicum annuum, 618 nucleotides long. RefSeq lists its product as uncharacterized. NCBI's taxonomy places the organism in Eukaryota, Viridiplantae, Streptophyta, Magnoliopsida, Solanales, Solanaceae. Bases 1 to 618 code for a protein of 205 amino acids. The transcript has 2 exons. The record is from RefSeq and is a predicted model, not a curated record.